AUGAGGCUACAUAGGACAGGCCUCCAUGGGUUAUAUGCCCUCGCCGAGGGACCUGAACGCAGGGCCAGAACGCAUUCACCUGGGAGCACUCUCACGAAUGGCCAAUUCGCCGACAAUCCAGCAGACGAGCAACCAAAUUCGACUUUAGACGUUUGGCAGAAGGAAAAGCCACAACCACUCCUCUAUAUCAUCGGCGACAAAGGCUUUAUGUCUAGCUCACAUGCAAUCGGACAAGCGCAGCCUAGCUUAUUCACCGAUAUUCCCUGGAAAAAGCUGGCGUGCACUGGUAUCGUUUACUAUCUUGACCGUGGGGAGCAAAAGGAGGCGAAUAUCGCCUCUAACCAGGCACUCCUCCAACAACUCCAACUCAACGAUGCACCCACUCUCGCAUUCGUACCCGUCGCUACUUCAAAGACCUCCACAGCCAAAGGCAAGGGCCCCGCAAAGUCCCGUGCUAGUACUGGUGGCAACAAGAAGGCGGCCCAGCCCCGCAAGACGUCUGGAGUGAAACGCAAGUCGAGGGGUGGUGGAAAAGGUGAUGAUGAUGAUACAGAUUCGGAGGACGAGAUUGUGGUGAGGCGGAUGAGUACCAGGAGGGGACGAAGGGCGUUUAUUGAUCCGAACGAAACUCCGGAGCAAAAGGCUGCUCGUGAGAAAGAAGAAGAGCGACGCGCCAUCAUUGAAGAACAAGAACGCCUAGAAGCACUGGAGCUCGCGCAAAAGGCAAAGCAACCAAGACACGGUGACCUCGAACUCAAAGAGGCGCUCAAAGGAGAUAAAUGGGGCUCCAAAGACG
This is a messenger RNA of Acaulospora colombiana, 796 nucleotides long. NCBI's taxonomy places the organism in Eukaryota, Fungi, Glomeromycota, Glomeromycetes, Diversisporales, Acaulosporaceae. The record is from the annotation of a GenBank genome assembly.